Molecule: messenger RNA, 1356 nt
Organism: Oryza sativa Japonica Group (Japanese rice)
Lineage: Eukaryota; Viridiplantae; Streptophyta; Magnoliopsida; Poales; Poaceae
Biological process (GO): secondary metabolic process
Cellular component (GO): cytoplasm
Molecular function (GO): hydrolase activity; carboxy-lyase activity
Source: RefSeq, a predicted model, not a curated record
AGAGGGAGAGGAGACGCCAUCACCACCACCACUCCACCUUCAAUGGCAGCUCGCUCGUGCAGGUUCCUCUACUCCUCCUCCUCCUCCCCCAUCGCCACCACCUCCCCGCUGCUCUCCCCACCCCCUCCGGCUGCCACGAGGAGGAAGCUUCUGCUCUCCUCCACCUGCGGCACGAUCGCUCCGCGCCGCCGCGUCCGCCAUGGAGGGGCAGGGCGCCCCGCUGCUCCCGGAGGCAAGGGAAGCGCCAUCGUCGUCGUCGACUCCCACCUCCACGUCUGGGCCUCCCCGCAGCAGGCGGCGGAGAGGUACCCGUAUUUCCCUGGGCAGGAGCCGCCGAUCCGUGGUGACGUCGACUUGUUGCUCCAGUGUAUGGAUGAAGCCGGAGUGGACGGAGCUCUCAUUGUUCAACCUAUCAAUCAUAUGUUUGAUCACUCAUUAGUUACUAGCGUGUUGAAGAAAUACCCAUCCAAAUUCAUUGGUUGCUGUCUUGCUAAUCCUGCAGAUGAUGGAAGCGGCAUUAAACAGCUUGAACAUCUAAUUGUACAAGAAAAGUAUCGUGCUGUCCGGUUCAACCCCAACUUAUGGCCGUCAGGUCAAAAGAUGACAAAUGAGGUUGGGAGGUCAUUAUUCGCUAAGGCUGGAGAACUUGGAGCACCAGUUGGAAUCAUGGUGAUGAAGGGAAUCAGUACAUAUAUUCAGGAGAUAGAGGAGCUCUGCACAGAUUAUCCAAAAACUACUGUUAUUUUCGAUCAUAUGGCUUUCUGCAAGCCACCAAUGAACAUUGAAGAAGAGAAGGCCUUCACUUCAUUUCUAGAACUAUCCAGAUUCCCUCAGAUUUACGUCAAAUACAGUGCGCUCUUUCGUAUUUCAAGAGAAGCAUAUCCAUAUGAGGACACAUCUCAGCUUCUUUCCCGUGUGAUCUCUAGCUAUGGAGCGAAUCGAAUAAUGUGGGGAAGUGACUUCCCCUUCGUUGUUCCUGAAUGUGGCUACAAAGGGGCCAAGGAGGCGAUCUCUCAUGUCGCCGGCAAGAUACCUGUUUCCUCGUCAGAUUUGGAAUGGAUCUUAGGCAAAACAGUGACCCAACUGUUCCAAGGUGCAUGGGUUUCUGCAUGAUAGGGGUGUCAUUGGUUAGUGUAGCUUUUAUUGGUCAGUAAAUAUCCUUGCAAUGAGAGGGUGAAAAAGAUUCUUGUAUGAGAGGAAAACGGCGUUAUCCAGUUAAAGCAUUAUUCUUUCUAUUCGCUAAUUGAUAACCUGUUUAGGUUAUCCUUUUUUGCAAGGUAUUAAAUGUUUAUAUACAAUAGCUCGGCUCAUUGCAAAUCUUUCUGGUCACCCAACAAAGCACUUCAAAAGUUCAUA